Messenger RNA from Lentinula edodes (shiitake mushroom), 990 nucleotides. RefSeq lists its product as uncharacterized. The coding region runs from base 1 to 990 and encodes 329 amino acids. Lineage: Eukaryota; Fungi; Basidiomycota; Agaricomycetes; Agaricales; Omphalotaceae. The record is from RefSeq and is a predicted model, not a curated record. The transcript is spliced from 2 exons.
AUGCUUUUUAUGCAACCUUCCGUACCCGCCCUCCCGGCUUCUCUUGAUUUCCACGGUAAGACUGUCCUUGUCACAGGUGCAAACAGUGGUCUAGGCAGGGCGGCAUGUUUGCAUUACCUACAGCACAACGUCUCCACUCUUAUUAUCACCGUACGACGUUUGUCCGAAGGCGAAGUGGUCAAAUCGGAGAUACUUGCUCAACGGGAAGGGAAGAGUGAGGACGAUCAACCCAAGAUACUCGUCUUUGAACUCGACCUUUCUUCUCACUCUUCCGUCACCGCGUUUGCUGCGAAACUCAAGGCGGAGGUUCCCUGCCUGCAUAUCGCGCUCCUGAAUGCAGGUGUAUUCCUGCUCGAUUGGAAGGUUUCUCCUCAUACUGGAAAUGAAAUGACAUUUCAAGUGAAUUAUCUAUCAAACGCGAUACUAUCCUUGUUGCUCCUUCCCUUGCUACGCAGCACGGCAGAAGCCACUAGUCCCCCGACACCUUCGUAUCUGUCCAUUGUCGCUUCACAGAAGUAUAGUGAUUCACGAUUUAUCGGAAACCCCAUUCCGGAAUCAACUACAGUAUUUGAUGCCUGCAAUGACGAGAAAACGUUUCAGCCGUGGUCAUUAUACGCUGAUUCUAAACUCCUCGUUCGCCUCUUCGUGAAGGAAUUAGCGACCCACGUGGAUUCGUCGAACGUUAUCGUCAACUGCAUGUGUCCUGGGAUGGUGAAGACCAAUCUCGCUCGCAGUCUUUCUCUCCCACUCAGACUUGUAGGACGUUUGGUCCUCUCUGUUCGAGCGAGGUCGCCAGAGGUGGGAUCGAGGGUGCUAGUGUAUGCAGCAGGGGUGCUGGAAAACACAGUCACGGGGAGAUCUGUUACCAGGGUAAUUUCUUGGAUUGAGAGCAAAGAAGGAGAGCUAAUGCAGGCAAAACUUUGGCGCGAAACCCUUGACGCAUUAGAGAAGAAUUCCUCUGGAUCAAUUGUUUCUUCAUCUCUUGCAUAA